This is a messenger RNA of Choloepus didactylus (southern two-toed sloth), 2605 nucleotides long. It is a transcript of the gene VWA1, whose product is annotated as von Willebrand factor A domain containing 1. NCBI's taxonomy places the organism in Eukaryota, Metazoa, Chordata, Mammalia, Pilosa, Megalonychidae. The record is from RefSeq and is a predicted model, not a curated record. Gene Ontology annotation, molecular function: protein binding.
CGCGGCGCACCCCGCAGCCCCGAGCGAGCGAGCGGCGAGCCGAGGCCGACGCCCCCGUCCGCGUAGCGCGCGAUGCUCGCCUGGACCGCGCUGGGCCUGGCCCUGGGCCUGCGGCUGGUGCUGGCGCGGAGCGGCCCGGAGCGCGGCCCCCCGGCGUCAGCCCCCCAGGGUGAUCUGCUGUUCCUUCUGGACAGCUCGGCCAGCGUUUCACACUACGAGUUCUCCCAGGUUCGGGAGUUUCUGGGGCAGCUGGUGGCUCCACUGCCCCUGGGCCCCGGGGCCCUGCAGGUCAGCCUGGUGCACGUGGGCAGCCGGCCGCACGCCGAGUUCCCCUUCGCGCAGCACGGCUCGGGUGCGGCCGUCCAGGACGCCAUCCGGGCCGCAGCCCAGCGCAUGGGCGACACCAACACUGGCCUGGCACUGGCCUACGCCAAGGAACAGCUGUUUGCCAAGGCGGCGGGUGCGCGGCCAGGGGUGCCGAAGGUGCUGCUGUGGGUGACUGACGGCGGCUCCAGCGAUGCAGUGGGGCCCCCCAUGCAGGAACUCAAGGACCUAGGCGUCACCGUCUUCAUCGUGAGCACGGGCCGCGGGAACCUCCUGGCGCUCUCGGCCGCCGCCUCGGCCCCUCCCGAGGAGCACCUGCACUUCGUGGACGUGGACGACCUGCACAUCAUUGCCCCGAAGCUGCGGGCCUCCAUCCUGGAGGCCCUGCAGCCGCAGCAGCUCCGCGCGGCCGAGGUCACCGCCCGCGGCUUCCGCCUGGCCUGGCCGCCCCUGCUGAGCGCCGCCUCGGGCUACUACGUGCUGGAGGUGGCGCCCAGCACCGAGCCGGGGGCCGCGCGGCGCCGGCAGCUCCCCGGGAACGCCACGGGCUGGGUGUGGGCCGGGCUGGAGCCGGACACGGACUACGACGUGGCCCUGCGGCCCGAGUCCAACGUGCGCCUCGUGAGGCCGCAGCACCUGCGGGUGCGCACGCUGCCGGAUGAGGCCGGGCCGGACCGCAUCGUCAUCUCCCACGCCAGGCCGCGCAGCUUCCGCGUGAGCUGGGCCCCCGCGCCGGGCCCGGCCGCCGCGCUCGGCUACCGCGUGCUGUGGGGGACGCUGCGGGGCGGCGCGGCGCAGCGCGUGGAGGUGCCCGCGGGCGGGAACAGCACCACGCUGCAGGGGCUGGCGCCGGGCACGGCCUACCUGGUGACGGUGACCGCGGCCUUCCGCUCGGGCCGCGAGAGGACCCUGUCGGCCAAGGCCUGCACGCCUGACGGAGAGCGCCGCGUGCCCUUGCGCCCGGGGGCCGGGGGCCGUGACCCGCCGCCCGGGCCGGCCACCAGGGUUGGAGGAGGCGGCCGCCACCGAAGCCACGGCUUUGCCAUGGGGGUGUCCCUGUCCGCAGCCAGAGGGCUCCUUGGUCCUGCACUUGGCCUCCGGGUUACAGGCUGACCGCCCGCCACCGUUCACCUCCCGUCUCCCCUUGCCCUGCUCAGAGCUGGGGCUGGAAAGGAUCUGGGGGUUCUGGGGUCUAGAAGCAGGCUGGCAACACCUGACGUGGGACCUCACCUUGUGUGAAGGGCCUGUCCCCCAGGCGGCAGGGGCUGGCAUCGGUUCCAGGGAACUUGGUCCAGCAGGCAGCUUGUGGACCGGGUGUCCAGGGCUGCUGGGGUCCUGGGGGAGGAUGUAAGUGGACAGAGGGAAGGGGAGGAGAAGCUGGCUCAGGCUGGGUCCCCAAAAGAUCUGGGAAAGGGGUGGGGUGCUGGGACACUGACUGUGCUGGCCAGCCCCAGGUGGGUGGGCAGGUGGUCUUCACCAGGACACUCAGCCACUGGGUUGCAGGGGACACUCUUUGGGUGGAGCUCUAGCAGAGCCAGGCACUCAGGACCCUGGGGACAGGGGAGCUCCUCCCCCUACCUGCCCACACCCCCAUUGGGCACUUGCAGGAUGCACGGCCCCCCUGCAUCCUGGGGGCAGCUCCCAAGUGGAACCUGGUGGGGACAUAUAGCCAGGAGUGGGUGGUUGCCCCCAGGGGUUCUCUGCAGUAUCCUCUGACCCUGACGGGUCCUGUCUAUGGGCUGCCCCCUGGUCACUCACCACUAUCCUGGAGCCACCGGGCUUUCUUCAAGCCCCCACCCAGCUGUGUCCUCUGCUCCCCGAAUUCCCUGCUCAGCUCAGUGUCACAUGGCUUCCUGUCCCCUGUCACGUCCCACACUUUAAAGCACAGCACAGCACAUGGAAGCCGAACCCUGCAAUCUCGUGAGAAUGCUUGACUCCUUGUCAAAACUGCUGGCCGAUGGUGGUCGGCCAGUGCUGGCAGCAGGAGGACAGGGGCUGACCCUGUCCUGGUGCCCAGUGCUGACCACCGACCCCUGCCUUCCUCUUCGGAGCCCGCCAGUGGCUGGGGGUGCGCCCUGGGAAUCAGAGGAAAGGGGGCUCAUUCUGCAGGCUGCCCCACCCACCUGCUGCCCCAGUGCGGGCCCCUCUCCUCCGGGAGGGCAUCCAGCGGGUGUCUCUGGGGUGCAGUAGCCCCACGCCAGGCUCCCUGCGGUCAGGUGGAGCUGCUGCUUUGCACUAAUGCUUGCUAACGGAAAAUAAAGCUCCUAACUGCUGGCGUCCA